Quercus robur (English oak) is the source of this 2556-nucleotide messenger RNA. Its product is annotated as long-chain-alcohol oxidase FAO4A. Gene Ontology annotation, molecular function: long-chain-alcohol oxidase activity; flavin adenine dinucleotide binding. Bases 80 to 2407 code for a protein of 775 amino acids. The transcript is spliced from 3 exons. The record is from RefSeq and is a predicted model, not a curated record. Lineage: Eukaryota; Viridiplantae; Streptophyta; Magnoliopsida; Fagales; Fagaceae.
CUUCUUAUCUAUUUAUUUUAUAAACCCCUGAAGCUUUAUCAUUCUUAAAAGCUCUCACUAGCAAACAAGCAAGCAAAAUAUGGAGUCAAGUGGUGCUUGUAGAGAUAUUUGCUUCUCACCUUCAAAGACUAAUGGAAGAGAGAAAGGAGAGAGAGUAAAUUCUUUGUCCUCUUGGGAGAUGGAUUCACUCAUCGCGCUUUGUGACACCUUCUUGCCGUCCAUUGAUGUUUCCAACCUUACAACCGAUGACUCUGUUGUCAAAUUCUACACCACUUCUGCUUCUAUGGCUGGCACUCCAGAACGAGUUGGGGCACUGAUAAGCGACAGACUGAAACACCCAAAGAAGUGGCUGAUGAGAGUGGCAUUAUGGGUGUUAUCAACUUGGAUUGGGACCUUAAUACUAUGUGGGAGAGCAAGCCUUUCUAGUCAAUUUCCAUACUUUAAAAGAUUUUCUCGGGUAUCUCCCCAAAAAAGAGAAGAAAUAGUGCUUUCAUUAUCUCUUAGUUAUUUCUAUCCACUAAGAAUGCUCAGCAAGGCCAUGAAGAUUCUCACACUCUAUGCUUUCUUCACUCAGGUAGAUGGGAAGGAUGAGAACCUAUCAUGGAAAGCAAUUGACUAUAGUGGACCCGACCCAGAAUUCAAAACCCAAACUGAGCAGUCCAAGGCAUUAAAAAAAAUUGGAUAUAAAGAAUCUGAUGAAGAAGAAGAUGGUAGUGAAGAAUGGUUUUGUGGACCUCUUUACAGAGGCCUCAUCAAUCUUAAAAAACCACGGGACAUGGCUGCAAAUACUCUACGUCAACUUGGAUUUCCUGUCUCAGUUCUUUCUCAAAAAACCAAUCAUCCCAGCCUAUCUUGUCCUUCUUUAAUUAUCCAAUGUGAUGCAGUAGUGAUUGGUUCUGGCUCAGGUGGUGGUGUUGUUGCUGGUGUUCUAGCAAAGGCCGGUUACAAAGUGCUUGUAUUGGAGAAAGGAAACUAUUGUGCCAGAAAAAAUCUGUCUCUUCUUGAAGGCCCAACUAUGGAUCAAAUGUACCUAUCCAGUGGUUUGUUGGCAACUGAUGAUAUGGGUGUAUUAGUACUUGCAGGCUCCACAGUCGGCGGAGGCUCUUCAAUUAACUGGUCAGCUUCAAUUAAGACACCCCAGCAUGUAAUUAAUGAAUGGCGUGAUCGCUAUGAACUUGAACUAUUUGGCAGUGAACUAUACAAAGAAGCUUUGGAUGUUGUCUAUGAAAAAAUGGGAGUUCAGUCUGAAUUCCAAGAUGAAGGAUUCAAUAAUGCGGUCUUGAGACAAGGUUGUCAAGAAUUGGGUUAUCCUGUGGAAAACAUACCAAGAAAUUCUCCACCGGAUCAUUAUUGUGGUUGGUGUUGUUUUGGCUGCAAGGAUGGAAGAAAGAAAGGCACGUCCGAAACAUGGCUUGUGGACUUGGUAAAUUCAGGCAAUGGUGCAAUUCUUCCCGGUUGUGAGGCCAUUAAAGUCUUAACCAAGACAAAGAAAGGAAGAGAUAGGAAGACAGCAACUGGGGUUGCUUUCGAAUUUGAGUACAAUGGAGCAAAAGACAUUGCCGUGAUAGAGUCUAAGGUGACUAUAGUUGCGUGUGGCGCCAUCAGUACACCUGCAUUGUUGAAAAAAAGUGGCUUGAAGAAUGGUAACAUCGGUAAGAACUUGCAUCUCCAUCCAGCAACAAUGGCAUGGGGCUACUUUCCAGAUACACCUUUACCCAAUGUUUGGCCAGAGGAAGACAAGAAGAGCUAUGAAGGAGGGAUAAUGACAGCAAUGUCUACAGUUGUUGCAAAUUUGGAUGGGUCUGGAUAUGGUGCCGUAAUACAGACGCCUUCAUUGCACCCUGGUACAUUCUCAAUUUUAAUGCCAUGGAUUUCUGGGACAGAUAUAAAAAACAGAAUGUGCAGGUUUUCUAGGACUGCCCAUAUAUUUGCAUUGGCAAGGGAUAAAGGAUCAGGAACAGUGGUUUCACCAAACUCAAUCAAUUACCAAAUGGAAGUUGCUGAUGAAGAGAGUCUAAAGAAAGGGCUAGAAAAGAUACUGAGGAUAUUGAAAGCAGCAGGAGCUGAAGAAAUUGGGACUCAUCACUGCAAAGGAAAGACCUUAAAUGUGAAGAACGUGGGCUCAACUGAGUUUGAGAGGUUUGUGAAAGAGGAGAGUUCAAGGCCAUUGAGAGGCCUUUCGACGCCGAUAUGUUCAGCACAUCAAAUGGGGAGUUGUAGGAUGGGGGUUGAUCCAAAGAAAUCAGUGGUGAACCAAAUGGGAGAAGCAUGGGAGGUAGAGGGAUUGUUUGUGGCAGAUACAAGUGUGUUUCCAACAGCUUUAGGUGUUAAUCCAAUGGUCACUGUUCAGGCUAUUGCUUAUUGCACUGCUCAAUCAGCUCUUCAAGUUCUUAGGGGGAAAAUAUAGUGUUAGAUUUUAUACUUGUUGAGGAUAGCAAACUAGUUAAUUCCAAUGUUUUCAUCGACUCCCUCGAGGCAGAGGCUCGAGGACAUUAUAAAGCUUCAUGAGCACACCAGAGUAAAUAAUACCAAAAGAACGACAAGGCAAUUAUGAUC